Ochlerotatus camptorhynchus is the source of this 1289-nucleotide messenger RNA. It is a transcript of the gene Yod1, whose product is annotated as Yod1 deubiquitinase. Gene Ontology annotation, cellular component: cytosol; nucleus. Lineage: Eukaryota; Metazoa; Arthropoda; Insecta; Diptera; Culicidae. The transcript has 3 exons. Gene Ontology annotation, biological process: protein deubiquitination; endoplasmic reticulum unfolded protein response. Gene Ontology annotation, molecular function: cysteine-type deubiquitinase activity; protein binding. Bases 193 to 1143 code for a protein of 316 amino acids. The record is from RefSeq and is a predicted model, not a curated record.
UUCGUUGGCUUCUGUGUGUGCAUCUGGCUCACAAUCCCAACAAAACAAAGCAAAAACUCCAAAAUUAGCGCAAGAAAGGAAUAAUAAAUUCCUGUCCGAUUAAAAUUAAUUCCAGCUACUUGGUAGCACCUCAAAGUGUUCAAAUACAAUUACCUCAAUCCGUGUUAGUGUAUUAGAAAACACCCCCCAAGGAUGGCAGGCUUCUCGCUCAAGCUGAAAACCAAAACGGGUCAGCAGCACAUCGUCAGCAAUCUGGAGCAAAGCACUACGGUGCGUAAUCUGAAGGGGAAGAUAAGCGAGCUGACUAAAAUUCCGGCGAACGUGCUACAUGUAGUGUUGGGCUUCCCACCGUUUAAACAGUUGGACUUUAGCAAGGAAGACGACUUAAUAUCGACCAUCGGCAUCAGCAACGGGGACACGUUGAUCGUAGAUGAGAAACAGCUGAGCGAAGAGGAACGCCAGCAGCAGGCUGCCAUCAAGCGCAUGGAGGAGGACGAGAAGUUGGCAAUGGAGUUGGCUGCCCAGGGCGAAGGUAGCAAUGGAAUUCUGCUGAAGCAAGUUGUUCCCAGUGAUAACUCGUGUCUGUUUACGAGCAUCGGGUAUGUGCUCACGGGGAAGGUGGAUCCGGAUAACAGCCAGUACAUGCGCCAGAUCAUUGCUUCCACGGUCAAUGCGGACAAGCGGGAGUACAACGAGGGCAUCCUAGGCCGACCGAACGACGAGUACUGUGCCUGGAUUUUGCAACCGGAGUCCUGGGGUGGAGCGAUUGAGGUUUCGAUUCUUUCCGCCUAUCAUGGGAUCGAGUUUGACGUUGUGGACAUUACCAAUGCCAUCAUCAACCGCUUUGGAGAGGACAAGAAUUAUGGCAUGAGAGCGUUCCUGCUGUUUGAUGGGAUUCAUUACGAUCCGCUGUUCCUGGAAUCGACAUCGGGUGAACCUCCGAAGACGAUCUUCCCGAUUGAGGACAACGGCGUAUACGUACAGGCCGAACAGCUAGCCAAUGAAGCCAAAUCGUCGCGCCAGUUCACCGACGUCAAUCGGUUCACUCUCAAGUGCAUCGAUUGCGACUGCUUGCUGAAGGGACAGGUGGAAGCGCAGCAGCACGCGAAGAAAACCGGACACGUCAACUUCGGCGAAGUUUGACUGACUUAGGACUGGCAAGAAUUGUAGGAAAGGUUUGCGUGGAAAAGCAUUUUGCAUGUUUUUAAAUAGUACUAAUUUAGCGUUUCAAAUUUGGAAUAAUUCUGCUGUUUUACGGAAAGACAUUCACUAGCCUUGGAUUAACAUUA